Oreochromis niloticus (Nile tilapia) is the source of this 2728-nucleotide messenger RNA. RefSeq names its product solute carrier family 41 member 1 (gene slc41a1). Gene Ontology annotation, molecular function: monoatomic cation transmembrane transporter activity. Gene Ontology annotation, biological process: monoatomic cation transport. NCBI's taxonomy places the organism in Eukaryota, Metazoa, Chordata, Actinopteri, Cichliformes, Cichlidae. Gene Ontology annotation, cellular component: plasma membrane. The transcript has 11 exons. The coding region runs from base 1010 to 2665 and encodes 551 amino acids. The record is from RefSeq and is a predicted model, not a curated record.
UAUCCAGAUUGUGGAGGGAGGGCCCGCCUAGUGGCUUCCUGGCCCCUGCACCGUGCGGGUGUAUUAUAGAUGCGCAUCCAGGCAGCCGGGCGGCGUGGGGCACUGCAUGGGUACAAUGUAACGGGCAGACUGGAGCCUCACAGAGGGCAGGGCUUAACCAUUAACUAACAUUAACCAUUAAAUCAGCUGUGCAGAGCCGGUACCGCACAUAAGGCGUGCGUACCGGCUUCCACGCCUCACAAGCCUGAGCGCGUUAACAAGAGGUGGAGGAUAAAUUCAGCCGGGCACACGGAGUCCCGGUACUCAUACAGAUCAUCACUUCGGUCUGUCCGCCCCUCACACCGAGGACCGCUGACACUCAGAGGUGACUGUCCACUCUGGUUGGAGAGAUACUUUUCCACAGUUGGUAAUUCAAUCCUCAUACUGAGACCUUUAAAUAUCUCAUUUGAAAACCGUCCAGCGGCCACGUGGUGUAAAGUGAGACGUUUGAAGCCCUGUGCAGCGACCAGUCUCACAUGGACAGCAGACUGACAGCAUGACCGGUGCCACUGCGGGUCUCUGAUUUACAUAUUUUUCCAGCUUGUACUGAACUGCUAAGGACUGUUUGCAGCUGAAUGCAGGGGAAUUCUGUGGUGAGUCCCCUCCCUGUUGUUUUCUAUCCUUUUCUGUGUUGAACCAGUAUGCCUUCUGUUUUUUGCCGGCCUAACCUGAGCACCUUGCAGUGAAUGGAGAACAUACUGGUUCUGCUCCCGAAGCACCGACAGGAACACAGGCUUUGCAGACGCACGGCUGCAUGUGCCUCGCUGCAGGUUUUUUCCGGCAGAGUGUUUUUCUCUCAGUCUUUAUGACCGACCUCCACACCUUGUCGGCCUCUUUAAUGGGAUAAAUCAGUUGGACUGAUCAGGUUCAAAACCAGAUCCGGUGGUCAAUUCUGACUUUUCCACAAAACUGUUAGGCUGAGGCACGCUGACCUUUUCUUAUCAAGCCCACUGUCUUCAAAGGCUUCCGCAUGGUACUUUGGUCGAAAGAACAAGAAAAGCUCCCCGACAUCGACAUGUCCUCUGGGGCCAUUGAGAUGAAGAAGGAGGGAGGCCCCCUCACUUCGGCCUUCCUCAACUCCAACUGCACCGUCCACCCGGUGAUCCUGACCAAGGGCCCUGAAGAAGUGAGCCCGGUGACCGGGGAUGAGUUUGAGCUCACCGAGGUCACAUCUUUCCCCGAGCGAGUGAAUGAGACUGGGGAGAACGACGAGAGGUCGGAGAUUGUGGUGGCCAUGGACUGUCGGGCCAAUGCCAAAGGUCAGCGAGAGGAGGAUGCUCUCCUGGAGAAUGCAAGCCAGAGCAACGAGAGUGAUGACACCAGCACCGAUCAGAGCCCCGAACCAACAGCACCCCUCAAGGAGACCUCCUUUUCCAUCGGACUGCAGGUGGUCUUCCCCUUCUUGCUGGCCGGGUUCGGGACGGUGGCAGCAGGGAUGGUGCUAGACAUCGUCCAGCACUGGACGGUGUUCACCGAUGUGUCUGAGGUGUUCAUCCUUGUUCCUGCACUGCUGGGGCUUAAAGGCAACUUGGAGAUGACGCUGGCCUCUAGACUUUCUACAGCGGCUAAUAUUGGGCACAUGGACACAGCCAAGGACAUGUGGAAGAUGAUCAUGGGGAACUUGGCCCUCAUCCAGGUCCAAGCCACAGUGGUGGGGUUCCUGGCCUCCAUAGCUGCUGUGAUCUUUGGCUGGAUCCCAGAGGGACACUUCAAGCUGGGCCAUGCAGUGCUGUUGUGUGCCUCUAGUGUGGCCACUGCCUUCAUCGCUUCUUUGCUUCUAGGUCUCAUCAUGAUCGGCGUCAUUGUUGCAUCCAGAAAAGUCGGCAUCAACCCUGACAAUGUGGCCACACCUAUUGCUGCUAGCCUAGGAGAUCUGAUCACGCUGUCCCUGCUGGCAGGCAUCUCAACAGGACUCUACAAAGAGCUAGAGUACAAUGAUUAUGCCAACCCUCUAGUGUGUGCAGUAUUUGUGGCGAUGUGCCCACUAUGGGUGCUGAUAGCCAGGAAGAUCCCAUCCACCAGAGAGGUCCUUUACUCCGGCUGGGAGCCAGUCAUCAUCGCCAUGGCCAUCAGCAGUGUCGGUGGUCUGAUCCUUGACAAAACUGUCACCAACCCAAACUUUGCUGGCAUGGCUGUCUUCACUCCAGUCAUCAACGGUGUGGGAGGUAACCUGGUAGCAGUUCAGGCAAGUCGAAUCUCCACCUAUCUCCACAUGAACGGUAUACCCAUGGGGGAUCCCAACCCAGCCCCCAGGAAGUGUCCCACACCCUGCACCUCCUUCUUUGGUUCCACUGUGAACUCUCGUUCAGCCCGUGUACUUUUCCUCCUGGUUGCCCCAGGGCACCUCGUCUUCCUCUACACCAUCAACUCCCUGAGGGGGGGGCACACCACCCUCACACCCAUCUUCAUUACCUUCUAUCUGUUUGCUGCACUACUCCAGGUCAUGAUCCUCCUCUACCUGGCAGACUGGAUGGUCCACUGGAUGUGGGGUCGGGGCAUGGACCCUGACAACUUUUCCAUCCCGUACCUGACCGCGCUGGGUGACCUGCUGGGGACUGGCUUCCUAGCCCUGUGCUUCCACUUGCGCUGGUUCAUCGGAGACAGAGACACUAAUGUGGGCAACUGAAUGCAUGCACAGAUACACGUGCUCUCUCUCACACACACACACACACACACACACACACACACA